GCGGUCACGCCCGAUAACUGACAGGCCCGCAGCAUCUCGGUGAAGCGGCCGGCGCUACUGGUGAACGCUGGAGCUGCCGCGGCGCGCGACGGCCGCCGUAGACGAAGUUGGCAAGAUGGCUGCCUGUGCCUUUGUUGGUGCGGUGAGAACGGCUUCAGGAAUCCUACGGCCCCUAAAUAUUUUGGCAUCUUCAACCUACCGAAACUGUGUCAAGAAUGCCUCUUUUAUUUCUUCAUUGUCCACUGGACGUUUUGGUCAUAUUCAGACACCAGUUGUUUCCUCCACUUCCAGACUUAUCACAUCUGAGAGAAACCUGACAUGUGGGCAUACUUCCGUGACCCUUAAUAGAGUGGCCCCCUUGCUUCCAAGUGUCCUGAAGCUGCCAGCCAGAUCUCUAACAUACUUCAGUACACAAAAAGGCAAGAGAAAGACUGUGAAAGCUGUCAUCUACAGGUUUCUUCGACUUCAUUGUGGCCUUUGGGUAAGGAGAAAGGCUGGUUAUAAGAAAAAACUAUGGAAAAAGGAACCUGCAAGAAAAAAGCGACUGAGGGAAUUUGUAUUCUGCAAUAAAACCCAGAGUAAACUCUUAGAUAAAAUGACGACGUCCUUCUGGAAGAGGCGAAACUGGUAUGUCGACGAUCCUUAUCAGAAGUAUCAUGAUCGAACAAAUCUGAAAGUAUAGAUCAGAAGUUUCACUUGUUUCUCAGUUAUUGAAUUGUAUCUUUGUGUACAUGAUAUCUUUGCAAAAAUGAAUAAGCGAUGUAAAUUGUACCAAUGGAUAUGUAACGAUACAGUGACAACAUUAAACUUGUACAAGAUUUAAAACUUAA
This is a messenger RNA of Cebus imitator (Panamanian white-faced capuchin), 830 nucleotides long. It is a transcript of the gene MRPL35, whose product is annotated as mitochondrial ribosomal protein L35. Gene Ontology annotation, cellular component: mitochondrion; ribosome. The transcript has 5 exons. The record is from RefSeq and is a predicted model, not a curated record. Gene Ontology annotation, molecular function: structural constituent of ribosome. The coding region runs from base 116 to 682 and encodes 188 amino acids. NCBI's taxonomy places the organism in Eukaryota, Metazoa, Chordata, Mammalia, Primates, Cebidae. Gene Ontology annotation, biological process: translation.